This is a messenger RNA of Leptomonas pyrrhocoris, 17386 nucleotides long. RefSeq lists its product as hypothetical. The record is from RefSeq and is a predicted model, not a curated record. Lineage: Eukaryota; Euglenozoa; Kinetoplastea; Trypanosomatida; Trypanosomatidae. The transcript has a single exon. The coding region runs from base 1142 to 17386 and encodes 5414 amino acids.
AGGAUGACGCUAUCGUCCGUACAGCACGUUGUCGUGGUUUUUUCCCCUUCCCCUUCCCAUGUUGCUUCAUCUUGAGAAUUCAUUUGUUUGUUGAUACUUUUCUUUGGUAUUCUGUCGAACGCACGCGUGAACGUCGGUCAGAACUCCCUCCUCCAUAAAAGCAAAAACGUUCUUUAUAGUCUUCGUUUUCACCUCGUUUUGAGAACAAAAGUCUUUGCAGCGAUUCCUCAAUUCAUCACGCGCUUUUGCGGCUCUCUUUGUCUUCUCUGUUGUCCGCUCUUGUUCUUCCUCCAAUUCUAUAUUUCUUUUGCGACUCUCACGUUCACGGGUGUGCGUGUUUGGGCCGUAACCCCCCCCCCCCCCGUAAAAGAAAAGCAUUUAUACGCACAUUCAAAAGAGGAGGCUAAAGCAGAGAAGAGGGAAGCACAACCGCACUCUGUUUUCAGUGCGGACCACCGUGAAGGUGCGCCGUACCGAGCGCUAUUUUUAUCACCCACCCACCCAUUUCGGCUACUGCUCCUGUGCAAAGGGAGGAGCGGCGUUGCUAUUUUAAGUCCUGUGAAAGAUAUUUGUGUCUGCAGCUUUGCACUCGCCAGGUGCUGGUCGCUGUUGUGCCUCUCUGUUCAGUAUUUUAGCAAAUUGAGGACGACACACAAUAUAAAUAUAGGCUUUCGCUCUCCCUCACCCACUACCCCACUAUACCGACGCUCGUGCAUGCGUGCUUUUGAGCGCGCGUGUGUGUGUGUGUGAUCGUUGCGAGGCUGCUGUGUAUUGGCUCACGACAGUGGUGACAGUAACUGUCUUCUCAGACAGCAGCAGCAGCAGUAGCAGCGACGUUUAUUACUUGAACUAUUAUUGUCGCUUUGUUGUGAGGUAACUGGUGUCACACCGAACCUUUCUACGCGUUGUUUUUGUUGCCUAAUACAUAUACACACACAUAUUAUAUAUUUUUCACUGGUUGUAUUUGACGUAGCGAGCCUUUGUGUUUCGGGCACUGCUCGCCACCUUUGCGUCUCCUUCACGCCUUCCUUUUUUUUUCUCUGGUAGUACCGACGCGUCUCCGUUUUCUUUUUCUCCGUUCCCACAUACACCCACAACGAGAAAGGGAGAAAAAGCAACAUCAGUUGAAGUCUAGCAAACGAUGCCGUCGCUGUCGGAGCGUGACCUCGGCCACGUGGAGAAGCUUUUCAACGCCGUCAGCAGUGUUCUCGACUACGAUCAUGCCCACCGCACCUACGACACCGCCACCACCUCUGCCGGCCCUGCGACGAGCAACGCCAACUUCGUUCCCGUACCCUCGCCCAACGCUACGGAUGCCCUUCCGGCCCCCCAGCAGCAGCCGUCGUCGAAAUCUAGAAGAGCACAGUUUUCGCUCCCACCUACGGUGGUGGGAAGCGGGCGAAAUGCAGCGAGCAGCCCCGAUAGCUCGUCCGCCACGCUCGCGUCCACGGUGACGCCCUCCGAAGUAUUGCGGGAGCACCAAGAUCAGCUGACUGAGCAGAGCCGUGGCCGAUUUACGACCUCGUCGACCGGCGCCGUCAGCGGGUAUGUGUCGAAGCGACGACUGUGGGCGGAGCUGGCCUUUCUUAUAUGGCGUGUCGUUGGCCUGCAGAAGCUGUCCCUCAUGGCCUUUGUGACGAGUAAUCCGGAUGAGAUGCUGAUCGCCCUCGCCCGGGCGCUGCUCAGCUUUCUGAAGGAGUCCUGCGCGACGUUCGCGGGUCUUGGCAAGGCGAUGCGCAUGCGCCAAGUUGGCCUCCUCGCGCAGGAGCGCCUCCUCUUUCUCCUUCGUGUCUUCUGCAACCUGAAGAACUGCACGGUGAUGCUGAGUGAGAUAAGCGGGGCGAGCAGCGCGGCGGAUGCGCAGGUCGUCUUCGACGCGAUCUGCGCCGUUGUCGUGGCGGGCCAGCACUUCUCGUGGAUGUCGCAGAUUUACGUGUGGUUUUGCGACGAGGCGGCUCGCUUUUCCGCCGCGGGUGCGGCCAUCCCCAGCGCGUACGUCUACGCCACCCACGAUGCCCUGCAGUGCGUCCUCGGCUGCUGUACGAAUCAGGCGGCGUGUGCGCGUGCGUUUCUCUACGCCGAGCCGGUGGCGUGCGUGACGUACAUGUUCUACGGCCUGAAGCUGCGUAUUUCGACCUGUGAUGUGCUGCGGCCGUAUGAGGACGAUCGCGUGUUGAAGGAGACGCUGCCAGCAGUGACCGCGGCAGCAUCAUCAUUGUCAGCAGAGCCUCCAUCCGCAAUACAGCGUGAGCCCGCGACCUCGAGCGUGGGCAACUCCCGCAGCGCGCUGCCUCGCCACCUGAACUCGUUUGCAGCGAGUGAAAGUGACGCCAACGCGCAGCUGUGCAACUCACCCAUUCCUUUACGUCCGCCCGGUGCUCGGUAUCUAAACACGCGGUAUUUUGGUUUGCUUACCUUAGGUCCAGCUUCCGCGCCAGUCUCUCCCGGACUGCAGCAGCAGCAGCAGCAGCAGCAGCGUGAGGGCCCCAUUGUGGUAAACUGCUCCGCCGUUGCCUCGCUUGUGCGCCCCUCUCCAUCGCCGUCGUUGUCGUCGCAGAAGGUGAAUUUGAGCACUUCCUGGGCCUUUGACACGCCAGGCCUCACGCGGGAGCAGUUGAAGCAGCUGCUUCUUGGCGGCCGCGAGAACGCCUUCGACGCGCUUCUGUUCGCGGCGCUCGACGUGGUUGUCGAGGUGCUGCGGGUGACACGUGACUACGGGCAUUGGAUGGUGCUCUCGAUGGUCAGCAACUUGUUGCUGCUGAGUAGGAAGAACAUCGACGUGAGCGACGUGGCUUCGCCGACAACGACGUCUGCUGCUGCUGCCGCACUGCCUGCACCGCUGCCGCUCUCGCACGUGGUCGCCAUGUACGAGAACAUUACCGUCAUGUUUGUGUUUCUCUUCUCGCUCAUGCAGGGCCUCGACGAUGACGAUGACGAUGGCAGACCGCUGCGCAGAAGUGACGGCCACGGCUCUGCAAAUGCGGAGAAGCCGGCAUCCGGCGCCGCAGGAAGCACCGGCGUUGAGGACAACGUUGCCGACAAGGCGGUGUUUGUCAAAGGCGAGAAGAGUCGUGGAGGGUCUACCGGGCCGUCGGGCACGCACGGUGGGGGGAAAGACAACACGCCGCUGCCACCGUCCUCCUCGCUGCACCAGCCCAGUGCGCUCGCGUCCGCCGCACGUGUCGGGCUCAGCGCCGGCUCCAUCAGCUCCACACCAGCGCCGGAGCGGUUCACCGCCGCCGCGACUACCUCCCCGCAUGACACUCCGCAGCUGCGUGAGGACCUCUCCCAGCACUUGGUGCAUAUGGUGCUGCAGACGGACGUGCACGCCGUCGUGGUCGCCACCACGCGCGUCCUGCAGUGCGACCGCACGCUCUUUCGCGUCCUGCACCAGUUCUGCGUGCUCGACGGGCGCACGAUGGAGCAGCCCAAACUGCCACUCUUGCCGCCGCCGCCACCAGCUUCGAAGACGUCGGAUAGUAACAGCGUCCAUAUCGGCACGGGCAGCGGCCGACACCGCCGGCACAAUGCGUCGCAGGGACACACGGCGAAUGACACGACGUCCAUGUCGCUCUCCAGCGCCGGUGGGGGAGUCAAUGCGAGUCGGGCGCUGACCGGCGGCUCUCUGCCGUUCGCCUCCCUCGGUUCGCCCUACUCUGGAAGCGCCGCCACGUUAACUCCGUACCUCUCGAGCGGCCGCGGUGCGGGAGGGAGGCGCGUCGGCGCCCUCGACGGCACGUACGACAGCAGCGCCCCUGUCUUCAACGCUGCCGCCAGCUUUUUCACCACCGCCAACUUUGGGGACCUGCGGCAGGUGGUGAACGCGAUCGGCGUCGGCGGCAGUGAGACACCAAACGACGGCGGCCUGCCCAGUGGUGGCCUGUCGGGUGACUUCAGCGGCAGUCACGGCUCGCUGCAAGGUACGCGCGGCAGCGGCGUGGGCAACUCAAGCGGCACCGCCAACACCUCGCAGCGCCGCUCCUCGAACGCACAGAAGUUGCAGAAGCAGCGUGUGCGGAACCGCAGCCAGGGCACGGACAAGAAAAGCGGCGGCAGCGGGGAGAACUUCGCCAAGUCCUUCUUUAAGUCCUUCUUUGGAAGCGGCAAGAAGGGCGGCGGUCUCUUCACCCGCAGCAUCACGAACGACGUGGAUGAAGGCGUGGAGCCCAACAGCGACGACGAGGGCUCGUUGGACGGCGACUCCUCCUCGGCAGGUUCGUCGUCGUCGUCCUCCGCCAGUGGCGACAGCGACAAGAGCAACGUUCUCGGCAACGCCGCUGAGGUUGCCGGCGGGGCUGACCCGCAACUCUCCACGAUGCGCAGUUUCGGGGCGGCCAGCAGUGGCUCGGCGCUGCGGCGCAGCAGCGUUACAUCUGGCGGCUCACGCCGGCCGCCGCUCUCUCCCUUCACACAGCACACACGUCGUAGUCACAGACACCAUCGCAACCGCAGCAGAGCCAGACCGCAUGAUUCACCUUGGCGUGAUGUCCCAUCUUUCAUUGCACUCAUCAGCGAGCUCGUGCGCAUAUUCAACCUUAUCCUGGCGGACACAGAGCUUUCGAUUGAUGUGCGACUCGGGGCGGGGCUGCUGCUGCCGAGCAUUGUCCUGCGUGACACUCAGGUGUUUCGCCUAUACGAGGGCCGCGUGCUGAUCCGCAACUACCUUAGCCUGCUGCUGCAUGAGCUCCAGCAUAACAUCCAGCUGCGGUCUGUCGACGACGGCAACGACACCACUACUGCACAACAGCCGCAGACGUCCACCGGCGAGGUGCUUAGUCAAGAGAAGAGGUCAGGCGAGGGCCCAGUGCAAGACCCUGCGACGCCAGCGAUCAUCGGCAGCAGCAGUGGGGGGGGCGGCGGCAACGUGGUCAGCGGCCGCGCGCACUUGACACAGCGCGAACUCAUCACCUUGGUGUCACGUGUGAUGGAGGCGCUGGAGCAGACUUUCAAGGUGCUCGGCGCGACCCCGCUGACGAGCGACGUCGCCUCACUGACAGAGCUCCCGUUGUACUUCUUCUGCGCGGAUGGUAAGACGCCCUUCGGCAACGCGCUCGAGCGAUCUUUUACGCGCGUGGUGGUGCUCUGGUUGAUUGGCCUUGUCGGCGCGCAGUGCGACGAAGACAUUGAUAAGAACGCCAUGGAGGUCCUUCUUCGUUUGAUGAGUCGCGCCGUCACGCGGGGGUCGCUGCCACGAGACAGCGGCACCACGUUGAUGCUCAACGCCGCCGGUACAGCCACCGUCGUGCAGAUCAGCUCCGUCUCGGGCGCAGCCGUGCCAGACAUGCCCGGAACGUCAACGUGGGACUGGACGGAGAGUCACCGUGUACUCCUCGAUGACGCUGAUGUCGCGGCGGCCAGCGAUGCUGGUGCUAAGGGUGAUGGUGGUAGUGGUCUCUCGGCCCAUGCAGAGUCGGCAAUUACGGGGCCUCUGUCGGCUUCCAGCGGGCCUGUCGCGACAUCCCUUGCAAGUGGACGUACGGGACACGUGGCAGGUGCUGCUGCUGCUUCUUUGUCCCUUCUCCCAGACGACGGCAACGGCGACGUGGGUGGGCUGUACCGCGGUAACGUCAACAACUCCUUGUUUGAUAAAACCGAGUUUGUCGGGCUGGCGGCGGCGGCGGGCACCGAUCGCGCCGUGGCGGAGUGCGGCAAUACCGUUGAGGCCCUCGGGUCUGUCUUUCGUGUGCUGCUGGGGCGCUCACCCGAGCUGCUGACCCCAGCCGGGCUGUCGACGGUGCUGGCCUUAUUUGCGAGCCACGACAGCAACGUGUCCUGGCUGGGGCGGGAGUGCAUGAUGCGCUCCUUGGAAACGCCCUCCUCCUACCUCCUCUACGCGGACGUGAUUCGCGACAGCGACUCCUUUGCCCUCACGCAGACCCUCUCCGUCAUCUCCGCCUAUCUGAGCAGCAGUGCCUUGAGCCCCGUUGCGCGGCACGAGCGGCGGGUGUGGAUGCAGCGCUCCGGCUGCGUGGACGCCGCGGUGCGGGUGCUGGUCCGCGUGCUAGACUCCCCGUACUCUACGCCGACCUUCAUGAAAACCAUCCCCCACCUUUUCCAGCUGCUGUCUGCGUUUGAGUCGGUGGAGCACACGGCCCCGCAGCUAUCCGGCACCAACUUCGUGGCCGCCGUGACGGAGCGGCUGGAGAGGCUGGAGGGGACGGAGUAUUUCAUUAUCAUCACGCAGGCCGUCCUGGACUCCUGCAUGGGCACCUACGGCGGCGUCGAUGGCAGCUACACAAACGCCGGCGGCCCUGGUGCGCACUACGCGGAGAUGCAAGUGGUGGGAAGCUUUCACAUUGCACAGCACAACUGCGCAGCAGAGAAGCCGGUCUUCUUGGAGCUGCUCCCCUCGCUGCUGCGCUUUGCGGAGAGGCACAACGCGCAACUGUACAGCGAGUUAGUCGAGGUGCUCUUCCGUGUCCUUGAGUGCACCGGCAACGUGCGAUCGGAUCGCCUGGCGGACUUGGUGCUCGACCACGGACUCUCCCAGAUGCUGCCCUACCUGGAGCUGUCCGGCGCCUACGUUGAAGAGCGGCUUCCCUUUACAGGAAGUGCUGCGGAGCUGCAUCGCUUUUGGCAGCCGGUGCUGCUGCGUGCGCCGCGCCGCAGCGAGCUGCGCUUUACCUCCUUCGGCGGUGUGCAGAUCAGUGUCGGCACCUGGCCCGACACCGGCUUCACGAUCGGUGCGUGGUUCAAGUUUGAUCGUCUCUACUCCACCAUUCCUCUCUUUGAGUUUCAGGGCGUAAUCAGCGACGGCGGCGGUGGUGGCGCUUCCACUGCACCGCGUGGGUCGCCGAACUUGACGGCGUUGCUUUUCAUCUUCGGUGGCGACAGCGUGCAGCUUACCCUGAACGACGCGCGACGCAGCACCGUCAACGAGCACCAAGCGCUGCAGAACUUCGUGCCCAAUAAAUGGAUGCACGUCUGCGCGGUGCUCCGCACGACGCAGGUGCUGGACGUAUACAUGAGCGGCUUCAAGGUCGGCACCACGGCCUUCCCCGCCUUCGCCUCGGGAACCGAUGUACGCGUGAACGUUGGGUGCACCGAUGCUCUCGCACAACACCCCUACGGCGGUGGCGGCGGUGGUGGCGGCGGCGGAGGCGCGAGUGCGAAUGCAGCUUCGCUCUUCUCGAUGGGGGACGUGACGCUUUGGGCGCAGGCGUUGAACCGGUCCCAGGUGGAGGCGGAGCUCGCGAGCACUGACUGUCGCGGCAUCGGCAGCAGCCGGCUCGUCGUCCCGGCCAAGAUUUUGGAAGAGUCGAUUCCGCAGGAGCUGACGCUGGUGCGUCACAUGAGUAACGCCAGUGUUGGGGCGGCGGUGGGGUCUCCGGGGCAGGUGGGUGGCAACUUCGCUGGCUUCGCUGCCUUGAUCAAUCCGAAAUCAGCCGCGGCUGGGGUCGGUGGCGGUGGCGGAGGGGUGAGCAACGCAAGCAUCGGGUCCGCCGGGCACGACCCACGCAACGUCCUCGGUCUGUCCUUCUCGGCCAUGGCGUCUGGUGGCAGUGGAGGAGCAGCGAGUAACAACAACGCUGAAUAUGACGAAGCAAUGAACAGCGGUGACGGUGGUAGCUGGAGGAGCUCCGCGCAGUCGCGGCUGCCGAUCUCCACGCGUAUGGCGCGUUUUGUGCCCUACGAAAACGACGACAACCUGCUGCGCAACGUGCUAUCGAACACGGCGAGCUACCCCGUUGUAGCGAAGCUGGUGGGGCGUUACGCUACCCCGCCCAAGACCUGGGUGGACUACCCGCUGCUGUGGGCAACUCGUGGCGGCGUUACGCGUUUGUUAGACUGGCUUCACCUGGUCACUUCCUCCGCGCAACUCGAAGGCCUUCUGCAGCUAAUUACCGUGUGCUUCCUGCGCACCACGCUGGCCGUGACACUCGACGCGCGCACCUACAUGCUCUUCGCCUACAUGUUGACGCACCACGUGGCGGCCUUCUUCACCAACGCGGCGUGCGACCAGCUGUUGACGCUGGCCUCGUCGCAGAUCAACGUCUUCGACGAGGAGCACCGCAUCAUCGUGAACCGUCUAGCCUUCGAGCACAUCCUCGGCAACGUUGCCUUCUACGCCGCCAUUCCCUUAGACGCGGCGCUCUACCUGCUGCAGCGUGUCCAUCGCCUCUUUCACCCUUCGCAGUGCCGCUACGCGAGGCACAACGCGCGCUUUGUCAUUCCGUACCGUUUCGUGGAUCGGCUGCUACACAGCCUCGUCGAUGUGGCUGCGCAGACCCCGCUACCGCUACGCUCUGCGGUGGUGCAGGUCGCCCAGCAGGUCUUCGUGGCCUGCGACAUGGAGGAGGGCCUCGUGCAGAUUUUUGUGUCGCUCGUCGCGCUGCUCACCCCGGAUGUGGCGACGGUCGUGAGUCGCUUCAACCCACACGUGAAGGCAACGCUGCCGGUGCUGACCGCCAUGACGCACGGCAAGAACUCACUGCCGCUGCGCACGGCGAAUUAUCUGACGACGCUGUUGUUGUCCAGCUUGGUGGAGUGUACGGCGCAGGGCGCCUUCCUCACCGCACUCGCCCGCACAGUGGACCUGCCGUGGUACGCGUCGUGUCUCUCGCGCUUCGCCGACCCGACGAGCGUGGUCCUCGCCACGCGCAUCUUCUUCGAAGCCGUCGAGCACAACCCGAUCCUACAAGAGGAGGCGAUGCAGCACCAAUCCGCGAUCAUCGAGGCAUUGACGGUGCACGCCGCGCAUGACGACCUGGUGCUGUUACUGCUGGCGCAGUCGGUCGGGGCAGCGCGCCACGUCGACGUUCUCUCCCGGAAGCACUCCCUCCAGCAGCAACUCGACAGCGUCAUGACCACCUUUCAUGUGCACCCCAACUCCCUUGUGGCCCCCAUCUUCGUCAAGAUCUUCGUCGUGCAUCUCUAUCGAACGGUGCAGGCCCCGCGCCGGCAGGCUACCCGGUCCACCGCAGUGCGGCUCGGGGAGCGGCGGCUGUCGUACCGCGUACGCCGCUACUUCAGCCUGGCCCGUAUCUGCAGCCGAAUCAUGAUUCUCCUUCGCGUCAAGCGCUACCGUGCGCUGCUCCUGCCUCCGAUGCUCGUCUCCACCUCUAGCACGCCAGUGCUGGGGCCCACGAACUUGCCGCGGCACCAACGCACGCGCAGUGCUGGCAUGCUGAGCGGGAUCAGCUCCAAUAUGAGCUUCGCGCAGAGUGCCGCGACCGGCCCCAUCACCACCACAACGCCAGGCAACCUUUCGUUCGCGACAAGCGCGCUCGUCAGCGGCGCUGGAACAGGUGGUGUCAGCGCGCAGCACCUGCCGUCUUUCGCGGUCAGUCCUCUCGGGUUGCAGGAUGCGAUGGCACUCAACAGCAGCGGCGACGGCGGAGGUCCACUGCGGGGCCUUUCUCCGCCGAUGACAUCGUUGGCCGCUCGCGGUAGCUCCGGCCGCGGUGAGGACGACCACCACUACCAUGACGACGAUGAGCUGCAGGCCAGUCGCAGUGUCUUGAGCAGUCACAGCGACAUGAAGUUGGUGAUGCCGCCACCAAUGAGUGGUGGAUUCGGCGGCGACAGCUCGAACUCUAGGGAUGAUGACGGCGUGGGGGGGGCGAUGCAGCAGUGGAAGCCGCCGGUGUUGCUGCCGGACAUGUGGUCCGUGCCCGCCCCACUUACCACGUCCACGACAAUCGCCGUUCCAGCACCGGCUGCGUCACCGCCGACGACGCCGCGCACGUCGAGCCUGUCGCACCGCCUGCUGACCGAUGCCACGGAAGGUGCCGCUCGUGGCAGCGGCAAUGCAAGUCGUAUGACGCCACCAAUAAGCCUGGGGACGUCGCCGACCAGCGCUAACGCCGCCGUCCGACGAGUGCGCGUGAGCGACGGCAAGCAGACGGACGACGACGUCAGCGCCAGCGAGGAUAGCGGCGACGACGACAACGUGGCGGAGGAGAAGGCGGAGCGGAAGAUGAGCUCGCAGUUCUACGUGCACUCGCAUACGCACAAGCGCGCCUUCGCGGUGCUGCGGGUUUGCGUCUUGCUGUGGCUGCCGAUAGAGGUCCGCCGCUCGCGUUGGGUCAUCACAACCGCCAACAGCACACACACGCUGUCGAGCGAGGAGGACUACGCCACCCGCCACGCCACGACACUCUUCUGCAUCCGCAUGUUCCGCCACUUCGCCUCCUUUUCCGCCAACUUCUACCUCUUUGUGAGCUCGCCGCUGCAGGUCGGCGCGCUGAGCGCGUUGGCGGCGUACAUCACACGCGACAUGCUGGUGGAGGAGGCGGAUACGUGGAACACGGUGAUUCACACGAUGACGUCCGCCCCGAUGCGGCAGUCCGGGACGGCGUCAGGCCCCUCCAUGGCGGUGGAUAAGCCUACGACCUACGAAUCCGCAGCAGCAACAGCUUCGACGACGAUGACAUCACAUGCGACCGGCGAGGCCUCCUCGUUGCCGCAGCAGGAGCCCGGUGUGACGCCCAUCGACGACAGAACAGUACAGCAGCAGCAGCAGCAGCAACAACAGCAAGGAGGAGAGAAGGCAAAGAAUGAACGGCCGGCCGAGGCGGCAGAUGACAGCGCCCCGUCCACAUCACCGACACCUGUGUUAGCACCGACGGUCGCCUUUCAGGCAUCAUCUCCCAAUAUCGAGACCAUUCACAACAACGGCGACAAGAGUGAAAAUGCCGGUGACGGUAGUGGGGCCCUCACCGAGGCGCGAAGACGGCGGAGAGGCAGCGGUGCAGCCGCAGCGACUCCGUUGACCGUUUCUGCGCCGACACAAUCUGCCCAGUCGCCCACCUCGGCCACCCAACGCAUGCCACGCAUCAGUUCCAUGACGUUUCGCACUGCGGAGUCGUCGUCUGCGCAGCUGGAUCAAAUGACGGUGCUCGAGUCGCCGGAAAGCAGCGUGCGGUUUGUCUACGAUCUCGAGGACGACGUCGACGAAGACGGUGUGGCGAGCAACACCGCCACGGCCUCUCCCCUGCAACGGCGGGGUGGAACAGUGCCGGUGGUGGGCGGGGAAAGCGUGAACGAUGUUGACGUGAACAGCGUGCCGAACACCUCGUUUGAUGCGGAGGGCCCGCCGUCGAUCAACGUGACACGGGUGCCGCCGCGGCGUCUCAUGAUGCAACAGAAGUUUAUGCGGCAGCAGCAGCAGCAACAGACGUCAUCGAGCCUUCCACUUUCCUCGUCCGCGCCGCCAACCGCAACGGCGGAUUCGGUGCCGUCCUUCUUGAACGAAACACGCAGACAGGACGCGUUACAGGAAACCGCAAAGCCGAGUACGGCGGCUGCCUCACUCGGCGCUACUCACCCAGACCCAGGCAGCCCUCUCGGCUCUCCUGAUGGUGCGCUGGACACCUCAAGGAGGGAGUACGCCAAAACAAAGGAAGUCAACAACAAGGAGGAGGAAGACGGCGACGACGACGACGAUGACAGCUCGUCCGUUUCAUCCGCCGACUCUGCCACAAGUCAGACCUCCGCCGCUUCCACAAACUCAGCGCCCAUCACCUCCUCGACCGUGCUCGCGUCCACGUUCUCCACCACGACGGAGGUGGCGCCGUCCUCUGCGCCGACGACGACCGCGGCUGCCGGCAAGAAGGCGGUGAAUGCGCCGGUGCCGUCCUUCUCGAACUUGCCAGAUGCCCCAAAUGCCCUGCUGACGUGCGAUCCGGUCGACGCGUACCCCGGGAACAUCGCUAAGGUGGCGGCGUGUGCGGGCGAGGUGGUCCAGCGAGACGCGGUGAGCAUUCUGCAGGCGUUGAUCCGCGCCUCCCUCGACACGUUACCCGUGCCGCACUGGAUAGGCGGGCCUACCUACGGCUCCUGCGGUGGGCUGCUCUUUCAGCUGCUGCUGAUUGUGUCUGCCAAGGCGGCCACCGAUGACGCGACGACGACGCUCGUGCAGUACUUUUUGUUGAGUGUCGGCAACGCAGUGAAGGAGCAGCGCGAUCGCGAGUUGGCGCUGCCGCCACGGCAAGACGCCACCACCACCGCUGGCUCCCCGCUGGGCCCGCACUGCCCGCUGUCCGCCACCCCGAUGUUUCCGGGCCUGGGCGAUGCAAGUUUCGGCCACGGUGCGAUGGCCGCUUCUCCGCCGCCGCCACCGCCACCGUCUCGUGGGCUGUCCGGCUCUACGGAUAGCGCCAUGCACUCGUCCUCGCUGGCGAUGGGCGGGGGCGGCCUUUUCGGUACAACGAAUGCAUCCUUCACCUCUUCUGCGAUGCUGCCGCCGCUGUCGCCCAACGUGGGCGGGGCCGCCGCCGUUAGCAACCCCCUCCAUACCAGCAUUACCAACAAUGACAACAACUCCAACAUCACCGCUUCCGCGUCACUCGCCGGAACGCCGAUGCCGCUCGCCCCGACCCAACAACCUUUUUUUUCACCCAACAGCGUCCCGGCAGCGGCGGCGGCAUCAUCGCCUGCGGGGCCGCGUCACACGGUCCAGUUCGUCCAGCCGCCUCUCUCCCAACGUGCCGGCGGCAGCGGUGUGACGCACGUGCCGCACCCGCACGCUAUCUCCGCGUCGUCCUCCCCCAGCACCGGCAACUUUUCUGAUGUGUUUCUGUUCAACGUGAACCACUUUACAGAUCUGAUAGUUGACAUGCUCGCCAUUAACGUGCUGGACCUGCCGAUGGCGACCCAUUACUUCCUGACGUUGCUGCUGCUGUGCCAGGAGUGGCCCAGUCGCUACAUCGAUCAGCUCAGCUGGCAGGUGAUGCGGGCGUGCAUUGCGGUGCUGAACCGCCCCUCGAUGCAGGAUGCGAGCGUCGGCCUCAUCGAGAGCAUCUACACCCUCACCACUCUGGUCCUGCGACGUGGGUGGAAGCACAAGGGGGUGUUGGAGUGUCUCCUCCGCGUGCUGUACCGCGUGUACGGCGCGCUGCCGCCGGCGUGGAUGUCAGACGAGGACGCGAAGCACCGCAAGCGUCUCAUUACAUUAAUUUUCCGCCACAUGGUGCAGACCUAUGCCGACACGAAGGAGCUGGAGAAGGCGCUGACGGUGCGCACGCUGACGCAGCGGCUCUCGUUGUACGACGACUUUGUUAUGAUAUUUUCGCUGCCGAGCGAGGAGGAGUCGAUGGCGACCUUUGAACAAUACUGUGUCGCGCAGUCGUCGUCGAUGGAGACGCUAAUGUCGGGUCGACUCAAGGCAAAGGCGGACCUCGCUUUCAAGGCGAGCAUCAAGACGCGUAGCGAGUACAUCAAACGCAUCAAGGCCUUCAACAACCAAUACGUGCAGGUCACGGAGGUGGCGGACCGGUACAGAAAAGCGGCGCUGAAGAACAGCUAUGCCUCGCGCUUCUCCUCCUACGUCGCGACGACGCCGGUGCUUGAUGACUCGCAGCUGCACUGGCUGCUGUCCUUGACCUGCGCCCUAGACGGUGACCACCGUGCCGCCGCCUGUGGCAGUCACCCCGAGGCCGCAAGCGGAAUUGUGGUUUCCGACGACACGAAGGACGGCAAUAACAACGCCUCCUCCGCACCCCCACAUGAAUCGCAGCUGGAGCAGAUGCGCAACUGCGGUGACGUCACGCUCUACCACUUUCUCGACACGGAGCUCAACUACGGAGAGUUUAAAGGUGUGUUUUGGGGAACGGGACGCGCGGCCCACCACCACCGCAGCAACAACAGCUUUCUUGCGACAUCACACCUCGUAUCAGCCCCUGCGACAGCACGUGCGUCGUCAGCAACGAGUGGCGGCCAAUACAGCAGCCCUAACGCUUCCACCGCCCCGAGUUCGUUUGCCCGCACACGAUUGCUGUCCUCCGUGCGCGGCGCCUCUGUCAACGGUGAGGAUCCUGCAGCCGCGGUAGCGGAGACACAACCCGCCGCAGACGAUGACGCGGAGCCACAGCAGCAGCAGCACCAGUCCCAAAAAAAUGAUCUCGUGCGCGCCGCGCAGUGCGAGGAGGAGGUGCAGCACAUCGCCGUGCUACUGCCGCCCUUCACCACCCGCUGCCGUCCACACAUCGGUAACGAGGCGGUUCCCAUCUCGCUGAAGGACCUGUCCAUCACGCUAACCCCGUCAGCCCUGACGCUGCUGCGCUACCUGCUUGCGCCGAACGAGAUUCUACGCUUUAUCAGCAACGGCUUCCGCAUCAACGGCAUCCACGCCACGCCCUGUCUCAUCUUGCUGACAAGCACGACGUUGAAAGUCAUUGGGUUUUCGCGGGUUACGGAGGGGGGCGAUAUUAUUCUCUGCGAGUACGACGACGAUGAAGACGAUCCGCUGAGCCGCGCCGGCAACAGCAACGCUGCCUCCGCUGCCAGUCCGAGUGCGGAGACGACGGCAGCGCCGAUCAAAGCUGCGCGAAAAUAUAUGUUCAGUAUGUCCUCCAUGACGAAGCAGUUCCAGAAGUUCUUCACGGGCAACUCGACGAAGCGGCGGCAGCAGCAGGAUGGCACGCGUGUGGCGCAGGCGGUACGACAGGUCAUGGGCCGCAACUAUCAGAACAUAUUCUGGUCCUACCUCGUUAGCUCGAUCCGCACGGUGCGCUCGCUGCGUUAUAUGCACCUAGACACCGCCGUGCAGCUGCAGCUGUACUACGACGAGGGCCCGAUGCUGUCCGUGGUGGACGCGAGGCAAUCCAUGAACCCGUCCGCGCGGAAGGAGUUCAUGAAGGUGCUGAAAGAUGUCGUGGCGCCACAGCAAUGUACCUUUGUCGAUGAGACGCAGCGAGCUGCGAGCAUGAAGGCAAACCUCGUGCGGUGGGCGACAGGGGCGAUGUCCAACUACGACUACCUGCGUUUCUUAAACGAGGUGGCUGGUCGGACCAGUCGUGAUUUGAAUCAGUACCCCGUCUUUCCGUGGGUGCUGGCCGACUACGCGAGCGCGACGCUUGACCUGGAGUCCGCCGCCACCUUCCGUAACUUCGGCUACCCCAUGGGGGCGCAGACGGAGUCGCGGCGCGGCAUCGUGGCGCAGCUCUUCGAGAAUACGCGCGAAGUCUGCGACGUCGAGACGGGCAAGUCCUACCCGUUCCACCACGGCACCCACUACUCCACCAGCGGUGGUGUGCUGUACUUCUUACUGCGCGUGCAGCCCUUCACGACCUACGCCCGUCUUUUCCAGGGCGGUGACUUUGACCUGGCGAUGCGGCUCUUCGACUCCGUGGCGGCCUCCUUCAGCUCCUGCGUGACGGGGCCCGCGGACUGCAAGGAGUUGAUUCCCGAGUUCUACGUCACAAACAAUUUUCUGGCCAACGCCGACCACCUCCCGCUGGGCGUCAAGUCUGACGGCGAGCCGGUCGAUGACGUGCGGCUACCGCCCUGGGCGAAGAACUCCCGUCAGGUCUUCACGGCGGUGAUGCGCUAUGCCCUGGAGAGCUUCUACGUGAUCGAGCAUCUGCACCAGUGGAUCGACCUUGUCUUCGGUGUGCGGCGCCGCGGUCCGCUGGCGAUGGAGCGCUUCAACGUUUUUCAGCGCAUGACCUACGGCGAGGAGGUGGCGCAGGCCCUCCAAGAGGCGGGGACGCCGCACGAGUGUGAUGUCAUUAUUGCGGAGGUCGAAAACUUCGGCCAGACGCCGCCGCAGCUUUUCCAGGAGCGGCACCCGUCACACCAGGAACUCGUGCCGGUGCUGCAGGGCCGCGCGACGGAUGGUGGGUCCGCGGGCCACGGCACACGCAACGACAGUGGUGGUGGGGGAGGUGGAGGUGGAGGUGGUUCGAGCAACAAUCUCAACAGUGGUAGUGGGAAUAGCAGCGGCGGUGGUGCUGGUGGCCGCAGCGGCGCACCCAACGCUGCCAACGUGAGCGCCAUCACCCUCGGCGGACUCUACACCUCCGCCCACUCCGCCUCCUCGGCGUCCGGCGCAGGGACGCAGAUCGGGUCCACCUUCAGCAACUUACUCUCCUCCGGCACCUUUGCGAGCGGGCAGACGUACACGCAGGCAUUUCGACGAGAGGCGCCGAAGGUGGUGCGCAUCUUAAUUCACGCGAUGGAUGCGCCGCAGACGUGGUUUGUGCUACGCGACCCACCAAUCAACAUUCUGCAGCACCCACCCCCGCCGUCUCUGGUGGAGAACUUCCGCCAGUCGCGCCCCGCCGUGCUGCGCUUUUCGCCGCUGCACACGUCGAAGAAGCUGGCGUGCGCCUACGCGCAGCUCGUCCCGGUGCCGGACACGGACUACUACCUGUGCUGGCACGAGCACGAGGCACGACUUAUGCGCUACACAGCCGGCCAGGCUGUCUUCCACUCGAUGAUAGCCUUCAAGCCGCCGGACGAGAGCGGGGCACGCAUUAGCGCGGUGGCGGUCGGCACGCGGGAGUCGGUGCUGCUCAUCGCGAUUAGCACUGGGGCCGUGUACUGCCUCUUUCCUGAUGACAUUCUCAGCGGAGCGCUAUACCUGCGUGUCACGAUGUGCUAUCACCGAUACGCGGUGGAGAAGAUCGUGCUGGAUCCUGCGCGGCACCGCGCCAUCACCGUCACGCGCGGGCACCACGACGACGCGCCCAUUGUGUGGCGUGUGCAGCGCAGCAGCUGCAACUUUUUGUGUCGCCUGUCACUGGAGCAGCUGCUGCCCAUUCCGACUGAGGCGGAGCUGACGGCGGCGGGGCAGACCGCCGAGGACGCAAAGGACGCGCGCGGCGCGGUGGAUAUGGCGGUGGACAGCGUCACCGGACACAUCGCCGUUGCCACAGCCCGCGCGCUCGUCAUCUUCGACAACAACGGCGCACCCUUCGGUGUUGGCACGUUGCCCUCGCCCAACUCAGUGCGCGCAGUGGACUCUGUCACACUGGAGGACGACAACGGCGACGUGGGGGUGGUGGUCGGCCGCGCCGUCGUCGUGAUGCCGAACCUGACUGCCGUGUCCUUCUACCAAACGAGCGAGUGGGCGGCCGGCAUGUCGGUGCUGAUCACCGGGCACACGGAUGGCAGCCUGUCGGUGUGGCGCUGCCUGCGUCUGCCGCCCGACACCGUCGAGCCGGGCAAAAUAGCGAUGGUGGAGUUCCAUGCGCGCCUCUUUUCAGGAGCGGCGGCAACGGUGCCGUUGAGUGCGUCCGCCACUGUCGCCGCGGGCGCGUCGUCUGCUGCUGGCGGGGCGGCGGCUGUUGGUGGGGCUGCUGGUGGGAGUAGAGGGCAAGACGGUGGUGCGUCUCUCAGCCGCAGCCCGGCCCCUCUCGCUGCUGGCGGUACCGAUCGCCCCACCGCGACGGCGAACUCGUCCAGCUCUCCGUCCACCGCAGCGCUGGCCUCGACGAUGAGCAGUGCCGGGUGUGUGGGCACUGGGACCGGCGCGACGAACUGCCCGGUGACGUGUCUGCAGCAAGAGCGCGCCGAUGUGCCGACGUUCUUGGUGGGUUACGCGAACGGCUCGACGCGGCAGCUCGUGUUUGAGGAUCCGGCGUUGACCGCGGAGGCCGGGACGGCGGCAGCGGCGGUGAGGACAGAUGCCAACGUCUGUAGUGCAAAGAAGGCUCUUUAG